This is a messenger RNA of Aspergillus viridinutans, 768 nucleotides long. Its product is annotated as DASH complex subunit DUO1. Gene Ontology annotation, cellular component: mitotic spindle; DASH complex. Bases 1 to 768 code for a protein of 255 amino acids. NCBI's taxonomy places the organism in Eukaryota, Fungi, Ascomycota, Eurotiomycetes, Eurotiales, Aspergillaceae. The record is from RefSeq and is a predicted model, not a curated record. The transcript has 2 exons. Gene Ontology annotation, biological process: mitotic cell cycle.
AUGGCGGUACGCAGUACAGCGGAGGAGAUGGACAGGCUCCAGCUUUCCGAUGAUGAUUCCGAUGACCUCUGGAAUUCACCCUCAAAAAGGCGAAGCAACAAGCCAACUCACCGUAAAGUCCCAGAGGAGCGCAGCACUACACCCGAGACCAGGCCCUCCCACCAUGGGGAAACGCUUUUCGAUCGCCAGGAAGCGCGGGAAGCCGCGUUGCAACACGAAUUACAGACGGUCCGGAAUAUCAACCAGGUGAUCGAAGGAUUAUUGGGUAGUUUAGACCGUGCGAAAGGGAAUAUGGAUACUGUUGCGCGCACCGUUGACUCUGCUUCAACUCUACUCAACACGUGGACUCGUAUUCUAUCUCAAACCGAGCAUAACCAGCGACUGAUACUCAAUCCCAACUGGCAAGGCGCACUCCAGGAUGUUGCGGAUAUGGAAAACGAGGAGCUUCUGCGCCAACAGGCCGCAGAAAGACGCGAACGAGAGCUACAGCAGCAGAGAGAAGCAGCAGCACGAAAGGCAGAGGAGGAAGAGAAGAAGAGAGCUCUGACCGGUAGCGCUAGAGGGACGCGUGGAACAACUACCAGAGGUAGAGUUGUCCGAAGCACUGGCCUGGGAAGAACUCCGAGCGUAUCCUACUCCGGAACCAGCUCAAGCACAGCAAGAUCUGCAGCGAGCCGAGGCGGUACUUCUACGACGACAUCUACGCGCAGGCCAGUGAGUGGUAUUGCAAGAGGAACGGGCGUCGCGCGAGGACGCGGAAGAGCAUAG